Molecule: messenger RNA, 919 nt
Organism: Arachis ipaensis
Lineage: Eukaryota; Viridiplantae; Streptophyta; Magnoliopsida; Fabales; Fabaceae
Source: RefSeq, a predicted model, not a curated record
ACCGGUUUGGUCCGGUUCGAUGAUUUGGGUUUGAAAUUUGGAUUUGGGCCCACUAAUAUUUUGUGAUGGAUUGUCCGGUUCUCUUUGACGAGUAAGAAGAACCACCAGCAGCUUCUACCAGCGCCUCCUCAAAACUCAGGGUGGAUACCGGCGUAAAGCAUGCUAUGAAGUGUGGGAGAACCGCGUAAGAAUAGAAGGGAUUAAGGGUUUCGUCAAUCUACUUUUUAGGGGUUUUUGCUUCUUCGACAAUGGCAACAUGGUUGCAAAGGAUAAUUAGAACCAGAGCCUCUAGUUUUCCCCCAACAACACCAAAACUGCUCCCUCAUCAUUCUUCUUCUUCUUCUUCUUCUUCUUCUUCUAGAUUCUUCUCCAAAUCAACCCAAUACAUUGUGAAGGUUGGAAUACCAGAGUUUCUAACGGGAAUUGGGAAUGGAGUUGAAUCCCAUGUUGCGAAACUUGAAUCUGAAUUAGGUGACUUCCAGAAGCUUCUCGUCACUCGCACCCUCAAACUCAAGAAGCUUGGCAUUCCUUGCAAACAUAGGAAGUUAAUAUUGAAAUAUGCACACAAAUAUAGGCUUGGAUUAUGGAGGCCACGUGCUGAGCCCAUGAAAGCCUAAUUAGUUUUGGAGUAGAAGGGUAUGACCAAAUCAUAUACGUUUUGUCGCAGUGGCAUGACAGUACUCAACUUUGCAUGAAAUGAUGAAAGUCAUUGCCUUAUCCAUCUUUUUCGUGAGGUUGUUUCUUCUGGAAAAAAAUAUAUUUGUUAUUUCUUAUCUUCAGGGUUGUCAUGGCAUUUUCCAUGUUUAAUCACAAGAUGAUUAGACAGCAUGUUGUGCAUGAUUUAUGUAUGAAUGUGAUAACUUUAGAUUUGGGGGGCUUGUGCUUUGUACAAAUGUCAUAACUUACCCAAUAUUUUAGA